CCCACCGUCGCAUCUCCCUCUUCUCUCUCCUCCUAAACCUGCCGCCGCCGCCGCCGCAAGAAACCCUGUUUUGGGCGCGCCGCCGUAGCUGAUAGAGCACGCUUCCCAGCCACCGUCGGCGCCAUGGCCGGACCGAAGCCUAAGCCGAAGGAGAGAACAAAAUCCCUGGCCCCCAGGGCAUCGCGCGGCGGCAGGAGGGGCGGCAGGGGUGGCGCGGGGAAGUCCGGGGAGAGGCGCAGCCACGGCCCCCAUCUCCCCAACAAGCUGCGCCGGGAGCUCGAGUCGCUGGCGCCUGCCCGUGACCGAGGCUCCGACUCCGAUGACGAGGAUGACGUGGUGGCCGAGGACGUGUACGAGUACGAGGAGGGGGUGCCCGAGGAGGAGGCCCGCAAGAACGACCGCUACGACGCCGUCAAGACGUACGAGUACGAUUUCGACAGCGACGGCUCCAAUGCGGAUGAGGACGUGCCUUCGGAUGAAGGCGAGGAUAUGGAAGAAGAUGAUGAUGGGGAUGACGAUGAGGAGAAGCAGAUGAGGAUACUCAAGGAGACGACCGGAAUGCCUAGAGAAGCGUUCGAUGGGGGCAAGAAGAAGAAGCAGCAGCAGGCACAAGAGCUGCCUUCGCAGCCUGAAGGUGGUCCAGUAACAAUUCAUGAUCUCAUGGAUGAUAUCCGGGAUAAGCCUGGGUAUAGCAAGAUACGCAAGAGGGUCCAGCAGCAGGAGAAAAAGCCAAUGGUCGUGCAGGCACCAAUGCCCAAAGUCAAGAGGGACUUGCUGGACCGUGCUGCGACGUACAAGGUACACAAGCAUGAUAUCAGCAAGUGGGAGGGGUUAGUGAAAAGCAACCGGGAAGCUACCACACUCUACUUUGAAAAUGAUUUAGACUUAGGUCAGAGUACUGUUGGGGCAAUUGCUAGCAAAUUCGAACCAAGGUCAACCUUUGAGAAACAGAUGGCUGAGGUUCUACGCAGCACAGAAAUUAUGGAAGCGCACAAGAACGAUGGUGCCAAAAUCUUGGAACUUAACAAGAUGGAUGUGGAAGAUGUAAGAGAGCGUCAAAACCGUCUUGCUAAAAUGCGCAGCCUUCUGUUUCGUCAUGAGAUGAAAGCAAAACGUGUGAAGAAGAUUAAGUCUAGGACAUAUCAUCGGUUGUUGAAGAAGGACAAACGGAAAGCAUCCUCAGCAGAUCUGGAGGCAGAUCCUGAAGCAGCAGAAGAGUCUGCUAUGAAACAAGAAUUUAAGCGUGCAGAGGAAAGGAUGACACUCAAGCACAAGAAUAAUUCGAAAUGGGCGAAGCGAAUCUUGAAGCGAGGUUUGUCUGUUCAGGAUGAAGGCACACGAGAUGCUAUUACUGCACAACUCCAACAACAUGCUCUUCUUACUAGAAAAAUGAAUUCCAUAAAAAACGAUUCUAGUAGUAGUGAUGAAAGUUCUGAUGACGAUGACGAAGACGAUGAUGGAAGCAACUUAGAAGCAAAGCUUCUGAACAGAGGGAAGGAAAAGAUUCGUAAAGUUGUUGAAGAAGAUAAUGCGAUUCCGAAGUCUGGAGUUUUUUCAUUGCCUUUCAUGGAGCGUGCAAUGAAAAAGCGUGCAGAUGCAACUUACGAGGAAACACGGCUAGAUUAUGAAGAAUUGGAGCAAUCUUUGAGGAAAUUGGAAGAUGGCAACACUGAGGAGAAUGUAGAUUCCAUCAAGGUGACGGGUAAGAGAACUUUUGGUCCUGUCAAAAGGACACAUGCAGAGACAAACAAGAGGCCUAAAUUAGGGGAUGCUGACAGGAACAGUGACAGUGGGUAUGACUCUGACUGUGGUCAACAUUUCGACAGCAGUGAAGAGAAUAAGAAGGCAGACUAUGCAAAUAACAAGGCAGAUGAUGUCCAACUUGGGACCGCACUGCUCGAUGAUGAACAACAGAAUGAUCUAUUCAUAAGCUUUGAUGACGCUAGAAAAAGCCCACGCACAAAGACAGAGAUUGAAGUUGGGAUCUUAGCUGAUAAUUCGUGGAAGAAGGUAAAAAGUAGCAAAGCAAAUGGUGACCACAAUAAGAAAGGGAGUAAAAAUAAAUCCAAAGUGCAGAUCCCUUCAGCUGUGGAUCCAAACGCCGAGCAGCUUCACAAUUCUGAUUCAGAUCCUGAGGAAGAGAUGGUUGACGGUUUCUUGACUAUCCCUGAUGAAAAGGAAAAUUACAAACUUCCAUCACAAGCUGAUCUUAUUCGUCAAGCCUUUGCUGCUGAUGAUGUUGAAGCCGAGUUUGAGAAUGACAAACUGGAAGCUUUAAAUGAAGAGAAUCCUGAACCUGAAGAACCUGCACUUGUUCCUGGUUGGGGACAAUGGACUGACAUACAACAGAAAAAAGGACUUCCUUCUUGGAUGGUGAAAGAACAUGAAGAUGCCAAAAGGAAGAGGGAAGAAGCCUUAAAGAGGAGGAAAGAUGCUAAGCUGAAAAACGUUAUUAUUUCUGAACAUGUUGACAAGAAGGCCGAAAAGCUUUUAGCAACGAAUCUUCCUUUCCCGUACACCUCAAAAGAUGUGUAUGAAAAUAGCAUACGUAUGCCUCUUGGACCGGAUUUCAACCCAGCAAUAUCACUUUCUGCUCUCAACCGCCCCGCGAUUGUGAAGAAGCCUGGUGUUGUUAUUAAGCCAAUACAAUAUGAGGAGAUUAAUCCGCAUGAGAAGCCUGAUGAACCCAGAAGGGUCAUUCAGAGAGCAAAACCGAAUCCAAGCCUAAAGAAAACGUCUGCGAAACAAGCUAAGAGGACAACUUCACAUCCAAGGAAUUGAUGAGACAAUUGCCCAUACAUACUCAGUUUAUGUGGUGAGAGAUGCGCAUUCAGAAUGCCACGUUGGGGUUUCUUGCCACAGUUGUUUACAAAUCCUCGGGAAGUAUACACAGAGAUUCUUCUCAUUGUGCAAGUCAAAUAACAGCAGCGGUUUGGCUAUUGGAAGCGGGGUUUUUGGGUGCCAUCGUCCAAACCUCUGUGCUGUAUCGAAAUUUGAGAUAUCACACCUAGUUCCUCCACCUGAGCUGAACUCUGUUUGUGCACGUAAAGUCAUGUAACUUUGUAUUAUGUUUUGUAGCUUGGUCAAAUGUAGUAUGGAUGCUCAAAAGUUCAACAACGCCAUUUGGUUUUUCCUCUCUGCUCCUAUAACAGGUCAACAUGACUUUUACGUGGUUUUGCCA
Molecule: messenger RNA, 3181 nt
Organism: Lolium rigidum
Lineage: Eukaryota; Viridiplantae; Streptophyta; Magnoliopsida; Poales; Poaceae
Product: U3 small nucleolar RNA-associated protein 14
Exons: 11
Coding region: 124-2781 (885 amino acids)
Biological process (GO): rRNA processing
Cellular component (GO): nucleolus; small-subunit processome
Source: RefSeq, a predicted model, not a curated record